Molecule: messenger RNA, 1866 nt
Organism: Triticum turgidum subsp. durum (durum wheat)
Lineage: Eukaryota; Viridiplantae; Streptophyta; Magnoliopsida; Poales; Poaceae
Source: the annotation of a GenBank genome assembly
AUGGCGAGGGACGAACCCUCCGCCGCCGCCGUGGACGUCGCCGACGGCGACUCACCCUCCUCCAGCCCAACCCUCACGCGCCUACGGGAAGCACUCGCCGCCCUCUCCGAGGCGUUCGAGUCCGGCGACACCGCCUCCUCCGACGCAGCCGCUGCCGCCGUCGCCGAGAUCCUCAGCUCGUCCGAUGCCGACGCGUCCGCCGCGCUCUCCGAGCAGAUGCUCCGCGAGGUCCACGCGUUCCUCUCGCGCCCGUCCUCGAAUCAGAUGGCCAUUGACGCGCUGUCUCUAGAGCUUCCCAAGCCAGUGGCGAAGCUGGGUGCUCGGAUGGGGAAUUGCCGGGACAUUGCCAGAGCAAUCAUUGAGUUCUUUGCAUCGAAUUGCAGCCCAAGGGACAUGCUCUGCAUCCUCUGCGAGGCAUUAGAUACACCAGUGGCAUUUAAUGGAUCAGCAUACCUUGUUAUUCUACUAGAUGGGCUUGCCAGCACGCUUACUUUGAUUCAGAGGAGACAUAUUGAGCAAGUAAAGGUCGUACUUCCUGCCAUCCUUCGAGUUAUGCAUGCUAAUUUAUCAGAAUAUGAUGGGGAACAUAGAAUGAGUACUGUUGAUCUGUUCAGUGCAGCCCUCCGUAUUGGCAAUGCUAUACAAGAAAUGUGCAAAACAAUGGUAAACCACAGGAAGGAAGAGUUAUGUUCUAUACUUGGUCUAUACGCCCUUCAAAACAUAGCUCUUUUGCAGGCUCUUGUAUCAUCAGAAAGCAAACAUCAGAAUAUUCUAUCUACUUGUGGUUCAGUUGUUCUUCAAUAUUCUAAAUUUCUUAUGUUUUGCGGCUUCACCUAUUUGGGUCUUUUAACUGGUAAUGAUGUGACCUCAACCACCACUAAGCUUUCUAAAGAAGAGGACGACAAUUUUCUGGACUGCUUUUCUUCUGCUAUGGACGGUGCAAGUCUUGUAGUUGUGUGGACAUCUAUGCAUGAUGACAUGUCAAAAUAUGCUGGAGCAGAGUUUGAAUCAGCUCUGAAAGAAGUUCAAGACAAUUGUAUUAGGAAAUGGGAAGCAAUUAACAUGUUUAGAUACGUCUUGUCUUCAGUUAAUUACUCAUGGGCAAUCAAAUCUCACAGUCUGGACUUAUUGUUGACUCUAGUUGAUGAUAAGUGUAGUGAGGAAACCAACUAUCAUGUAGAUUUCCCAUAUUCCACUCAAAUUUUUGCCACACUCAAGGCCAUUGAAAGAGUCAUGAUAGCUGCCCCAGAUACGUUGAUGCGGAAGAAAGCCUUUUCUGCCCUGAAAAGGGUUAUUUCAGCAGUGCCAUCCACUCAGAGAUUUGAUAUCUUACAGGCCCUCAUCGAGAAUAGUAUGUUCCCCUCCUUGACUGCAAUUCUUUUAGAUCUGGUGAAGAAUGAAGUUUCGAGAGAGAGCCGUCGAGCUGAUCAGGUUAAUGGAUCUGAUCGAUCACAAGAUGCUGGGGAAUCACCACCUUGGGCUUCUCAGGUGCUUGAGUUAGUGGAGCUGAUCUUGAGGCCUCCAGAAGGUGGUCCUCCUUGUCUUCGUGAUCACAGUGAAGAGGUAUUAUCUGCUCUGAACUUGCUCAGAUUGAUUCUGAUAAUAGAUUCAAGAGGAUCCAGAUCAGCCAAAAUGUUGCGGGAUGAAAAAAUACGAGCCGUGUACUCAGAGUGGCUGAUCCCACUAAGAUUAAUUAUUACAGGGAUUCAAUCGGAACUCGAGAAAGGCGGCGGUGAGGAUGAAAAUCAGAUGUUGUGCUUGUUAAAUCCUGUUCAAUUCGUACUUCACCGCUGCAUUGAGCUGGUGGAGGAAAAAAAUGAAGGGUUUGUAAUGCUCGAGCAGUGUUGCCUUGGCCAGGAAAUGUGA